This is a messenger RNA of Phytophthora infestans T30-4, 934 nucleotides long. RefSeq lists its product as uncharacterized. The transcript has a single exon. Bases 1 to 657 code for a protein of 218 amino acids. The record is from RefSeq and is a predicted model, not a curated record. NCBI's taxonomy places the organism in Eukaryota, Oomycota, Peronosporomycetes, Peronosporales, Peronosporaceae.
AUGAACUCCUCCACGACCAUGUCCAGCCACCAAGCCAUCAUGAAGUGUCCCUGGCAGUGGCGUCAGCCUUUCCUGGAUGAGAAGCGCGAAAGCCGCAAGCGCAAGGUUGGUGACGGCUACUUUUACGACCCCGUGGACCCGAACUUCGUGGACCACCUACUACCGGGUUACGCCAAGAAGUUCUGUGGCGCCGACGUGCUCGAGUCCGACGAGAAGGAAAACAUCCAGCGCGAAAUCGAGCGUCUUAUGACCAAGAAGAGCAACGACCCGCUCAACGGCAAUAUCAACGCUAAUACGAACGACACCGCUGUCACCAGCGACGAAGACGAUUUCGACGUGCGCCGCGAAAACCAGGCGCUUGUCGAUAGCAUCUUGCUUAUGUCCAAGUCCGUCGAGGCCUCGUCGUCCUCGCUGUUGGCAUCUCCCAAGAGCGUGGCGUCCUGUUCUCCCUCCUCGGACGAGGGCAGCGACGACGACGAGCUCAGCAGCAGCGGCGAGGAACCAUUCAACCUUGCAGAAGACCGACCGGCCAAGCUUAUUGCGCACCGCAGCUCGUCGCUCGAACUCGUGUCCGACAACUUGCAGGAGGCACUUUUCGCCGUGGAAGAUAGCGAGCUGCUGUACUUUCAGAGCACCGGAACAGUCGAGACGGACUGAGCGGUGACGGUUGCGAGCCCAUAUGUCCCGCUCACGCUGCGGCCAUUUUACCCACCGACUCCCGCUCGUGUGAUUUAUUUAUUGAUCGACCUCAGCUUUGAUUGCCCGUUAUGUAUGAUUCGACUGUGGUGCAGGCACUCCCUCGCCUUCCUAGUGAGGAAGGAUGCGCUUUCGCCUGCCAGAAAGACACAAGACAACACCCAGAAAAACAACAAACUCUAGCUAAUGAACUUGCUUUUUGCUACCUAAUAAUCUUUUUGCUUGGAUGCCUUAUUUC